AUGGUUAUCGGCGCUAAGAAAGUGGGCGUGUCCCUACUCGCCUUAUUUGCUACCCUGGCUGCCGGUGAGGUUUUCCAAGACGAGCCUCAACAACUAUGGAACGCAUCCAUGGUUCUCGCCAACACCGGCACCCUUGAUUCUCGCGACCUCUUUGGGCUUGAGCGCAGGGUCUGGGAAUGCGAUGUUGGAUACAGUGAAUGUGCCUAUGACACGUCUCGUUGUUGUCAAACGGGCACCAGCUGCUGCGGGAAUGGGAUGGAAUUGCUGCGGGAACGCAGGAUACUGCUCCCCGUCGGUGGCGAGUGUUGCAAUGGGGGGUACUACUGCCGAGCAGGCAAGCAUUGUCGUAUCUACAAUGGCGAGAAAGUGUGUUGUCCUUCGUCGGGAUGCUCUGGCGAAAGUGAUAGCGGAAGCUUGGGUAGUACCCUCACUCUAAGCGAGACGGAGACUGCGAGUGUCACUGCGACAUACUCGUAUACCUAUGCCGAUUACGAUUAUUACUAUACGACUUACUACUGGACUUACUGGUUCUACUUCUGGACCUCCUAUUCUCCCUAUACUGUUAAGACAGUGACUUCGACACGCACUACAACUACCACUAUUUGGUCUGCCUAUGUGACCGAUAGUGCCGAUGCCAGCUCUUCAUUUUCAUACAGUAUCUCUUUCUAUUCCGACUAUAUUCCUGCCUCUGCAACCUCGCUGAAGAGCUCUUCUGAGCCUGUCACAAUUGCAGUGGCAACUGCUGCCCCCACUAGCGGAGGCUCUAGCGGAGGCUCUUCGUCCAAUGAAGGUGGCGGCGUGCCUGGUUCCGCGAGUGGACUAUCGGCUGAUUGGCACAUGGUCUUGAUGGGAGCUGCCCUGGCAGGUGUGUUUGGUGGUCUGGCUUUCGGAUUAUAA
Penicillium macrosclerotiorum is the source of this 897-nucleotide messenger RNA. RefSeq lists its product as uncharacterized. The record is from RefSeq and is a predicted model, not a curated record. The transcript is spliced from 3 exons. Bases 1 to 897 code for a protein of 298 amino acids. Lineage: Eukaryota; Fungi; Ascomycota; Eurotiomycetes; Eurotiales; Aspergillaceae.